AUGUCGAAUAAAUCAAAAGGAGCAGGAGGAGCAGGAGUAGGAUUCAUCGACUCACAACCUUUAAAUACAAAUGCAUCAAUCUUUUAUCAUCCGCUAAACAAUAAAUAUGUAAUAACAUCAUCAAAUGGUAGCAAUGAAAUAAACAUUCAUGACUCUAGUACAAAGUCAAUGAUCAUGAAAUUAGCAAAUCAUCCAACCACAUCAUCACCAUUGACUCAUAUCGCAUUGUCGCCCAAUGGCAACGCUUUGGUUAGUUCAUCGAGUGAUGAUGACAAUGGAUCGAUAAAGAUGUGCAAGAUUGAAGAGUAUCUAAAGAAUUUUAAUUCAUCCUCGACGACAGCCAUUCAAAGCAAUGCACAAUCAUUAUUAUCAUUUUCAAAUGCACCAACCUAUAUGGCAUUUACAGCCACUGGAUCGUAUUUGGCAGUUUGUUCAAAAGACAUUAUCAAGAUUAUUAGUAUGAUUGAUCCAUCACUCAUCAUUACUCUUCGUGCUCACCCCGAUGCCAUGGUUCGUACAAUUGCAUACAGUCCCGAUGGAAACUAUCUUGCUUCUUGUGCAACCGAUGGAACUAUCAAGAUUUGGUCAACAUCUACAUUCAAUGAUGAUAAAAUUGAACCAAUCUUUGUAAAACAAUUGUUUUCUCCUUCACCUUUUUUGAGUAAAACAAAUAUUAAAAUGGAUUGGCAUCCAAAUAGUAAGAUUAUAUCAAUUCCAGUUGGUAAUGGAGUGAUUUGUUUACAAAAACAAGAGGAUGGAGAUAAUGAUCAAGAUGAAUUGUGGAAAGAAAUCUUUACCUUUGAAAAUGAUGGUCAUACCAAAACCAUUCUUUCUGUUCAAUGGUCACCAAAUGGUGAGUAUUUGGCCAGUUGUUCAUUGGAUAAACAUUUAUUGAUUUGGUCAAAAGCCAAUCCAAAUGAUGGUCCCAUUGGUCAAUUAAUUAAAAAUGAUCAUAUCAUUUAUGAUCUUGCUUGGAAACCACUUUCAAAUACAAUUUCUUUUAUAGAUUCAAAAGGUAGAAUUGGUACAUUUAUAAAUGUAAUACCAAAAAAUAUGAUACAUCCAUCAAAAGGUGCUACUUUAUCAAGUCAUCAAGCUUUAUCUCAAUUAUUACAAGAUGAUGAAAUGGAUCAAGAAGAAGAAGAGGAAGAAGAAGUAGAGGAACAAGAAGAAACACAAGAAAAAGAAAAAAAAGUAGUUGGAGGAAGAUUAAAAAAGAUAAAAUCUUCAUCAUCUUCAACAACAACAAAACAAAACAAAAAUGAUGAUAGUUUUGAUUUCCUAGAUGAUGAUAAAAAGAAAAAAAAACCUUCUUCUUCUUCUUCAUCUUAUAUGGAUGAUGAAGCUAUGGAUGAUGAAGAUAUGGAUGAUGAUUUUGGUGAUUUUGUAGAUGAUGACGAUGAAGAUUUGGACCGUGAUACCAAUUUUGAUGAAAAUGGAAUGGAAUAUAGUGCUAAAAAGAAAAAGUCAAUCCAACCUCAAAAAUCAUAUUCAAAACCUACAACCAAAUCAAACGCUUCAUCAGCUCCAAUAGAUUAUGAAAUACUUCUAAAGACAGUUGCCAAACAAAACAAAUUGGCAUCUUUUCAACCAGGAUCAACAUUGUUUUUAAACAACAAAAAGAGAUAUUUUAUGGCAUACAAUAUGAUUGGUUGUAUUGUAAAACGUGAAGAGGAGGAUGAAAAGCUACCAGGUUCAAUUGAAAUUGAAUUCAAUGAAGCUAGUGUACACCGAAAGGUUACCAUUACCGAUAAUAACAUGUUGGAUAUGGGAGCUCUUGGUGAAAAGGGUGCCAUAUUUGCAUCAUCUCGCAAGAACCUCUUACAUUUUAAUGCAUUUGAUAGCUUGGGUGCCAGUAGUAGCUGGACCUAUACCAUUGCUGCCAACGAUCCAAUCGUAGGUGUUGCCAUUGGCAGUAAAUACAUUGCAGCUUGUUCACACCACAGAACGGUUCGUAUUUUUACACUUGGUGGUGUUCAAUUCACACAGCUUAGCAUUGGAGGUGAUUUUGUUACCAUGUCAAUCUCUUGCAAGGACGUUCUUGCAUUGGUCUAUGGUACGGCUGACCAAAUGACACUUGUCUGUCAAGACCUAAACACUGGUAACAUUAUCUACCAAGGACCAAUCUGCAUCUCUACCAAUGCAACAUUAAAGUGGAUUGGUUUCUCCAACAAUAGUGACACGACCCUCACCACUGUCGACUCCAACUCUGUCGUUCGAACACUUACUCGUGGGUGGCCAACCAAACAGGCACCACUUCAAUGGUCACCGCUCAUGGACUUUAAACAAAUGGCAACCAAACUAUCAUCAACAACUUGUUGGGUUGUAGGUCUCAAUGAUUCUCAUAUCCAUUGUAUCGUUUGUACUGAUUUCCCUCAAACCUUACCACGUCCAAUCCUUACUCCCAUUCAAAUUAAUUUACCACUUUUAUUAAAUGAUCAAAUUAUUAAUCAAAAUCUUCAAGAAAAAUAUUUAAAACAAAAGAUUGGAUUUAAUAAAUUAUCUUUUGAAGGUAAUUUAACAACUAAAGAUCAAGCAGAUUUUGAUGCAGUUUUAAUUAGAAUGAUUAAUGAUUCCCUUGAUCAUAAUAGAGCUCAAAUAUGUUAUGAUUUAUUCCAACAACUUCAACUAAAGAAAUCACAAGAAAUUGUAAUUACCAUUGCCAAUCAAAAGAAAUUAAGUUUUGUUACUAAAAAGCUUUACGAGUUGAUUGAAUCUAUUCAAUUACAAUCAAUCCCAAACAAGACUAUUGAAAAACCAACAGUUGUUCAACCUGUAGUUACAGAGGCCACCCCAGCAACUACAACAACAACAAAAAAAUCAUCAAAUACUUUAAUAGUUGAUGAUGACGAUGCUGAUAUUACAACCAAUGAAGAUAGUGAUGAUGAUAGUAAAAAAAAGAAAUCAACAAAUGUAAAGAGUAAUACUCCACCAAAAAAAUUAAUACCAUCAAAACCUGAUAUUAAACAAGAUACUGUUGUUACCAAACCAACAACAACUACUGUUAAAAAACCAUUACCAUUUGCCAAACUAGACACAUCAUUCACCAGUGGUUACAAGUACGUCUGA
This is a messenger RNA of Cavenderia fasciculata, 3069 nucleotides long. RefSeq lists its product as uncharacterized. The transcript is spliced from 8 exons. Gene Ontology annotation, biological process: mitotic cell cycle; DNA-templated DNA replication; DNA repair. The record is from RefSeq and is a predicted model, not a curated record. Gene Ontology annotation, molecular function: chromatin binding; protein binding. Lineage: Eukaryota; Evosea; Eumycetozoa; Acytosteliales; Cavenderiaceae. Gene Ontology annotation, cellular component: nuclear replication fork. The coding region runs from base 1 to 3069 and encodes 1022 amino acids.